CGCCGCUGCGCACAGUCGCCAGCCCGCCAGCCUGCUCAAGUUUCGCCACGCGCCGCUCGCGCUGAGUCUGAGUCUGCUAUGCGCACGCCGCUGCCGCCGUCGCGGUCGUCGUGUUCGUCGUGCUGGUAGCGAACGACGCGCCGUACGCUCAGUGCGCGCGUAGUGGGCCGCAUUCCUUUCCCGAGGCGGCGCGCUUCGAUUGGCCGUGGCCACGUGACGUCAUGCCCUGCGAGCAGCGCGCUGCUGCUCGCCGAUAAUGCCGUGGUAUUCAACAUGGCCGAGAGUAGUUAGUAGUGCGUGCGUGUGUACAUAGAGAUCCGACCGACGGGCGCGUUCGCCGUCCGCCGCUCAGUCGCCACCGACACCGCCGACGUAAGAAUUCUCGCCGCGCGCGCCUGCCGUCCGCGGGGUGGCCGUGUGGGGCCGUGUUUAUGGAAUUGCUCUGCGCCGCCAGACGAGUGCCGUGUCGUUGCAUGGAAUACGCGGAGUGAAAAAUGCCGAGGAAACGCAAUGGCGAAAUACCGCUGCCCGAUGGCUGGGAUUGCGCGGAGGACUACGACGGCAAGCUCUACUUCAUCGACCACAACUCCAAGCAGACGUCGUGGAUCGAUCCGCGAGACAGAUUCACGAAACCACAAAGUUUUGCCGAUUGCAUAGGAAAUGAACUGCCUCUCGGAUGGGAGGAGGCUUAUGAUCGACAAAUAGGACAUUAUUAUAUCAACCAUCACAAUCAGUGCACGCAACUGGAGGAUCCACGACAAGAAUGGCGUGUGAUACAAGAGGCGAUGCUACGCGAAUACCUGGAAACUGCUCAAGACGUUUUAGAGGCCAAGAAGGAUAUUUAUGAAGUAAAGUCACAGCGAUUAAUAUUGGCCCAGGACGAGUACAAUCACUUGAACAACGCGUUGGCAACGCUGACGACGUCGCGAACCAGCCUUUGCUCAUCGACGAGCAGCGUUAGUACAAAAUAUGAUCCGGACCUGCUCAAGUCCGACGUGGCGAUGGCCAAAAAUAGAGUGUCCAGGCUCAAGUCGGAACUGGAACGUAUCAAGACCGAGAUGCUCUAUACCCAACGAGGCGUGGACACCCUAUCAAAUGUUGAACAUAAACUCAACAGCAGUCAAGGAACAUGCUACAAUAUCAGUGAAGCUCAGGCCAUUAUGACUGAGCUGCGCAACAUUCAAAAGUCCCUCUCAUGGGGCGAGAAGGAACGCGCCGAGUUGAUGCAGUCUUUAGCCAAGCUCAAAGAUGACCUCACCCGUUUGCAACUUUGCGAAGAAAGCUCUCCGGAUGUUUCAACGCUCAGUUUGCCGCAGGAAAAGUUCAGCACGGCUUCCCAAACGGACUUGUCUUGUGUGUUAGUGCCCAUCGGAACCCGCCUUGCUGAAAUGGCCAAGAAACGGUUGGAAUACGACGAGGCUAGGAAAACCGUGCAGCACAUUCAGCAGAAGUUGGCGGAUCUCGAAGAAAAAGUGCAACCCGGUCAAGUAGAAUCCGACCAAGAGCGAUUGCUCUUGUUCCAAGAAAAAGAGCAGCUCUUGCGGGAGUUGAGGAGUAUAACGCCGCGAACGCGGAGUAAAGAAGAAAUGAGUGGGAUUCAACUCGAGUGCAAGAAAAUUGAAGAGCAGUUGAAUAAAGCACUGGAAAUGUCGAAUAGGGCGAUUGCGGAUCGGCUGAGGACGCAUGAGGAAAAACAAUUGCUCCUGCAACAACUUCGCGAUGCCCUGCGAUCUAUGACGCAACUUGAGUCUCAUUUGAAGAGUUUAUCCUACAGUACACUCUCGGCAAGCAGCAGUUCUAGUCUCGGUUCGCUAUCGACGACCAGCAGUAAAGGUUCGCUCAGUUCCGGUCUGAGUUUUACGGAUAUCUAUGGUGGGCCGCAGUUUAGUGGAUCUACGACGCUGAUGGACAAACCUGUGGAUAUGGUGGAUCUACACAGGAGGGUUGAACGUUUGCUCAAGGGGAGCGACAGCACAAUACACACGCCCUCGACGGGCCGAUCUCAGCCGUCGCUCUCACCGCGCAGCUCCCUCUCCUCUGUAUCACCACCCAUCUCGCCGAUGUAUGAAAACGUGCAAUGCGCCAAUCCGCCCCCGGCGUACGACCAGGUUGAACGAGACAGGCUGCUGCAGUGCGCUGAGCUGCGCCUCUCCAAUCCCCUGCAUAACGCAGAUUUCAGCAACAGGUUGCCAUUAGGUUUGCCGUCACACGCGGAUUUACUGGAUGUCAACAUGUCGCAGGGAUCUGGAUUGGGAAGGCCCGGAGCGAGACAUUCUUAUGAGAGUACUACUGACCCGCCGUUAUCACCUAUCUCUGAAACACCACCACCUAUGUCUGAUCAUGACGAAGGAAUGCAGGGAGCGACUUUAAGUCGGACGAGUUCUUCGGGAACUAACACCCGAUCAGUUAGCGCGGCUGUUAGCGACGAAUCGGUUGCUGGAGAUAGUGGAGUGUUUGAAGCUUCCAAUCGGAAGAACAGAGCAAGCGGAUUUUUCGACGCAAACGAUGUUAUUGACACUGCACAAGUACAAAUCAAGUUCAGGUAUAUUUUCACAUCGAAUAUGUUGACAAUAUGCAUUGAGCGGGCGCGGAAUUUGAUGGCACUGACUUUACCUGAAGAUGCUGAAGUGUAUAUUAAAGCAAUAUUAAUCCCAAGUUCACGAUCAGUAGUCUACGCAACUAACGCAGUCAAAGAUCAUCGGAAACCUACAUUUGGAGACAUCUUCAAAGUUUCCAUUCCACCAAAUAGGAUACCUACGAAGACGCUGCAAAUUAAUGUUUGGAGUAAAUCUGAAAGUCAACCUGAAAUUUGCGUGGGUUCUGCCCAAGUGAGUUUAGCAGACUACAAUCCAGAAAACACCUCGCAAAAAUGGUAUAACAUUUUGGCCCUUCACUAUCUCGAAUCUGCUGAAGACGAAACCCGUCUGUCACAUCUCAAACAAGAAUCAGACAUUUCUUUAUAUCGCGACAAAUCAGACUCGGAUAUCAUGAGCCUUGGAAUGGGUUACCGUUCAAAAAUCAGUGGUGCAAAGGAAGAAAGUUCCGAUGAUUCCACCAUAAUUUCAUCUCAAACAUCCACUUUAACCCGUAAUCAGGAGUGUCUUCCUGCUGCUGAUAUACCUUUCGAAGCUUAUGAGUACGAACGCGGUGAAAGCAGCGAAGAUGAAGACGAGGAUGAAGUUGACGAUGAGGAUGAUGAAGAUGUCGAAGAUUUCCUUGCCGCGAACGCCGAUAAACUCGGCACGCUCGCUGAAGACUGCUGUCAAGAGCAUGAACACGACGAAGAUUGCUUAGAGUAUUCCGAUGCGCAAACCAACACCGAAUGUUCCUUCCAGCCGGACCACGCCAAACAGUUGAAGUUGGCAGCCGGUGGAACGAUAGAGGAACGAGGUGCGAUCAAAAGGUCUCAAACUUUCUCGCCAAGUGCAGCCGUUAACAAGAGUCAGUAUAUUUGCAAGCUGAAUCGCAGUGAUAGUGACAGCGCCAUGCCUCUGUAUCGACGAGGAGGCAAUCCAUUCCAAAGAAACGCCGUCGAACGGCGCAGCUUGAGAUUCAGGAAACAGUCUGGUUCGAUGGCGACCCUUUCAAGGAAAAGUCAAACACACUUGCCGACGACAGCGCGUACUUCGAUCGAUCUCGAACUUGAUCUACAAGCACAGCACACGCGGUUGAUAAUGCUCGAGCAGGAUCUGAGCCAGUUGCGGGUGUUGAAGCAGAAGUUAGAAAAGGCUAGGGAUCAUGGGGAUACUGAUUUGGCUGCGUGGGUGCUUGAGGAUAAGCAUUUUCUGAAUCUAGUCGCACAGGCAGAGAGCGAUCGCUUUGGCAAGAGCGGUGAGGAGAAGAAGGUGGACCGGAUGCUGAAGAAAGUCUCCAAGGAGAUUUACAAACUGCGAAAAACUAAGGCUGGCAAUGGAAAACCCGACGUAAUUUCUUUCAAAGAGAAAAUGGCGUUUUUCACAAAAUUAAGUUCGAAUGUGCCUUUCUUGCCUUCUGACCAGUGCCAUCAAGAAGACACAAACUCGCUGCCACCCGUCUCGCCCUCAACGUCUACGAGGCGAGAUCUAGACUUAGAGUAUGCGACGUGCUCCACCUCCACGUCGACACUGGACAACGUCGACGCCAAAGACAAUAAACAAAUUAGAGAUAAGGCGGAUGGCGUCGAGUCUAGCCAGAACGGCGAAGAACCCACACGCUUCGAAUACGUCGUCGAUCGCGUUCGAGGUGUCGAAGUGUAACCAAGUUUCAAACAUUUUAAACAAACUUGCAAUUCAAUUGACAUUUGACGCACGAUUUCGUCACGCACCGACAAAAGUUUUAAAAGCGUUUUUAAGCAAAGAAAAAAGUGUGGUAUUAGUGGAGUUCAUCUAUCUAAACACCAGACAAACACAUUUUGCUUCUCUCCGUUUCGGCUCGAAAUACUUCACGAAUGCCGAAAGUGUAUAUAAAAUUUUAUUGUUGCCACAAAAUGCUAACCGAGCAAAGAUGAUGUGUGAAUGUAAUUUAUUACAUAUCAGUGUGAAUGUGAACGAAGUUUUCUUUUGUAAAAAAAUUAUAUGUAAAUGAAAAAUUAAGUUUAAGUGCGCCUCUCCCCGUCUAGAUUGAAGAAUUAUACAUACAUUUAUAUGUAUAUGCAUAUUUAAAAGCAUAGAGAGUACGUAUAUAGAUAUAUUUUCGAACGAGUUGUAAAUGAUAUUGUUAUUCGUAAUGAACUAGUUGCAUCUAUUAAUGUUUAUUGAUUGUAUCAUUGUGAUUAUGUGCCUUAAAAACGAAACAAAUCGAGAUCUGAGUCUGAUGCGGAACACACGAAAUGGAAAAUACUCAAACACGUACUUUUUAUACAAAGCUCUUAAUAUUAUUACGCGAGAAACGUUCUGCAUCUGUUUUUUUGUACCUACAUUUUGUUUAUAUUUGUUUAUAAAUGAAACAUUGAAAAUCUAUAUACUAUUUGUAAUCCACUUGUGUUGCCACUCACUAUGUUAAUGUUUCUUACUUAAAACCUGAAAUUAAUUCAAGCAAUUGCAUCGUAUCUGUGUGUCUUUAUUCUUAAAUGUUGGGGUUCUUAUUAUAUAAAAGUUUACGUUUGGCUAUAUUAGCUAAUCUGUCUGUCGAACAAUGAAACGAAAUACGCAAUAUUGUAGUAAAAUAUAUUUGUUAUUGAUUGAUCGAUCAAUAUUGAUAGAAACUAGUGAUUUUUUACUCGUGUAUUAUAUUGUACAUAGACCCGAAACUGCAGUUAUUAUUAGCGCAAUGAUAAAACAUGUUGAAUGAUGUUGUGAAAGUAAAUAUUUGUUACAUAUUGCUGCAAAUAGUGAAAGAUGUGCUACGAAAUGAAAAUUUAUAUUUUUAGUAUUAGAUCAAAUUAUAGUGCGAUUCUAUAAUUAUAUAUUGUUCAUAUAAAAUAAGGAGAAAUGACAAUACAAACUAUUAAAGCAA
Molecule: messenger RNA, 5433 nt
Organism: Dalotia coriaria
Lineage: Eukaryota; Metazoa; Arthropoda; Insecta; Coleoptera; Staphylinidae
Gene: kibra
Product: WW and C2 domain containing protein kibra
Exons: 9
Coding region: 495-4235 (1246 amino acids)
Biological process (GO): regulation of hippo signaling; cell migration; regulation of DNA-templated transcription
Cellular component (GO): cytoplasm
Molecular function (GO): kinase binding; molecular adaptor activity
Source: RefSeq, a predicted model, not a curated record